AUAAGUCCCAGUUUUUUACCGCGCACUAAAUCCAACAUGGCGGACAAGGAGUACAAGAUUUCAGUAAACAGAGAAUAUGCCAAGAGAUUCGAGAAGAAUCAACAACGGGCCGAACUCCAUAGAUUGAAGGCUAAAUAUGGUGAAAGUGCUACCGCUGACCAGGAAUCGAGUUCUUCUGAAACAGAGGACGAGGAUGCAGAGGCACUCACAGCACAGAAAGAGAAGGAUUUUCUCAAAGUAUUGGCCAUGUUAAAGAAAAAAGACCCAAAGAUUUACGACAAAGAUGCAACAUUUUAUGAGUCAGAUGACUCAUCCUCAUCCAAUGAUAAGGAAAAAAGCAAGAAGCCUCAAAAGCCAAUGUUCCUCAAGGACUAUGAGAGGAAAAGACUUCUGGAGAAAGGAAGUAAAGCAUUUGUAAGUGAUGAAGAGAGCAGUGAUGAAGACGAAUCAGAGCAGAAUAAAAAGCUCACAUAUGAUGAGGAGCAAAAGGCAUUAAAGGAUAGUUUCAAACUAGCUGUUAAUGAUGAAGAAGAGGACGACAAUGGGAAUUUUCUGAAAGUGAGACAAAAAUUAGAGGAUGAAAAGAAACAAGAAGAAGUUGAUUAUAAAGAGUGGCUGAAAGGAGAGAAAAAAAGAAUUGAUGCUCAAGCAGCAAAAGAAAUGGAUGGACUUCAGCGUUACUGGAAUGACCCAAACCUAGACAAAGAUGAACUGUUUCUUAGGGACUACAUCUUGGACAGGAAAUACAUUGAUAAAGAAGAUGACAGAAUUCCAACAUAUGAAGAAAUUGUGAAUGAGGAAGAUGAGGAUGAAAAUGAAGUAGAAAAGCAAGAGGAAUUUGAAAGGAAAUACAACUUCCGCUUCGAAGAGCCUGAUGCUGCUUUUAUUAAAAGCUACCCAAGGACCAUCAGUGCAUCUGUUAGACAUAAGGAUGAGAGAAGGAAAGAGGCUCGCAAACAACGAGAAGAAAGAAAGAAAAAGGAAAAAGAGCAAAAAAGAGAGGAGAUAAAACGAAUGAAAAACCUGAAAAGAAAAGAGAUUCAAGAUAAAUUAAAAAAGUUGAAGGAGAUAACAGGCAAUCCUAAUGUAGGAUUCACCGAUGAAGAUGUGGAAGGGGAUUUUGAUCCAGCAAAAUAUGAUGAGGCGAUGAAGAAAGUAUUUGAUGACGAGUUUUAUGAAGAAGCAGAGGAAGAGGAACCCCAGUUUGAUAAUGAUGAUUUGGAUGAUGUUUAUGAGGAGAACUGGGACGAGUGGCAGGGUCGCGACGCCGGAGGAGAAGGUUACGCUGAAGAUGACUACGAACUUGGCUAUGAUGACCCAGGGUUCAACAUGGACGCCGACUAUGACCCAACCCAAGACACCGAGUCCGGGAAAAAAAAACUGAAAAAGAAGUCGAAGUUUGCCAAAGCGCUCAACAAGAACAAACCUUUGUUUGAUCCCAAUGAGAAAACGUUCGAAGAGUAUUUCGACGAAUAUUAUAAGUUGGAUUAUGAAGACAUCAUUGGGGACAUGCCGUGUAGAUUUAAAUACAGACAGGUCACUCCUAAUGACUACGGCCUUAGCGCAGAAGAGGUAUUGAAAUUUCCAGAGAGGGAGCUAAAUCAGUGGGUCUCCGUAAAGAAGAUGUCGCAGUAUCGAUCCACUGAAGAGGAAAUUCGUGAUUUGAAGAAGUAUCGCAAACUCAGCAAUGAUGAGAAGCGAAGGCGACGGAUAUUUACUUCCGCUGCAACAGAAUCGGAGACAAAUGAAGAAGUACGGGCUGCGAAAUCAAGUAAUGACCGAGUAGACUCGGGUAUAUCACAGACUGACGUCACGAAAUCUGAAGCAAAUGGGUCUCCGAGAAACCAGCCUCAUUCUCACCCCAAAGAAAACACAGCCAAAGAAAGAACUUUCCAGAAAGAUAAACAAAAAGCGGCGUUUUUGCAAAGGAAAGGAUGGAAGAGAAAACUAUCUGCAAAAGAAGAAAUGGAAAUGGCGAAAAAGCGAAAGCUUCUGAGACAAUUCAAAGGCGCCAGGAAAGAAAAACUUGCCAAACUUUCGGCAGAGAGGUUAUCGGCUUACGGUCUGAAUAAGAAGCGGUGAAUAGUGCUAAUAAUAAGCAUUUUUUAACGAUUUUAGCUUUUGAUUUAGAAAAAUAAAAAUUAGAGACAAGUAAAA
Nematostella vectensis (starlet sea anemone) is the source of this 2157-nucleotide messenger RNA. RefSeq names its product protein KRI1 homolog. The coding region runs from base 37 to 2082 and encodes 681 amino acids. NCBI's taxonomy places the organism in Eukaryota, Metazoa, Cnidaria, Anthozoa, Actiniaria, Edwardsiidae. Gene Ontology annotation, biological process: endonucleolytic cleavage in ITS1 to separate SSU-rRNA from 5.8S rRNA and LSU-rRNA from tricistronic rRNA transcript (SSU-rRNA, 5.8S rRNA, LSU-rRNA). Gene Ontology annotation, cellular component: 90S preribosome; nucleolus. The record is from RefSeq and is a predicted model, not a curated record. The transcript is spliced from 22 exons.